Uloborus diversus is the source of this 4454-nucleotide messenger RNA. RefSeq names its product mitochondrial folate transporter/carrier-like. The transcript has 7 exons. The coding region runs from base 63 to 1019 and encodes 318 amino acids. Gene Ontology annotation, biological process: folate import into mitochondrion; nucleotide transport. NCBI's taxonomy places the organism in Eukaryota, Metazoa, Arthropoda, Arachnida, Araneae, Uloboridae. The record is from RefSeq and is a predicted model, not a curated record. Gene Ontology annotation, molecular function: FAD transmembrane transporter activity; folic acid transmembrane transporter activity. Gene Ontology annotation, cellular component: mitochondrion.
GACAGAUCGAGCAUGGGCCCUUAUCUUGAAGAAUCUUUUGAAAACACUUAUGUUUUUUAGUCAUGCGAUGUUUUAUGGUAACGCAACAACAAAAUCGCAAUUCAAUGAGUAGUUUUUUUUCUCAUAUCAAAGUUGAACACUUAAUUGCUGGUGUCAGUGGUGGAGUUACAUCAACUUUGGUGCUUCAUCCACUCGAUUUGCUUAAAAUAAGAUUUGCUGUUAAUGAUGGUCAACAAUUAACCAGGCCUAACUAUCAUGGCCUAGGCAAUGCUGUCACCACAAUUGUGAGAGAAGAAGGAAUACGUGGCCUGUAUAAAGGUGUUACACCAAACUGUUGGGGAGCUAGCCUAGCAUGGGGAUUCUACUUUCUUUUUUAUAAUGCUAUCAAAGCAUGGAUGUUGGAGAAAGGGAAUAAAAAAACUUUAGGAGCUGGAAGUCACAUGCUAGCUGCUGCUGAAGCAGGGGUUAUUACUCUUUUAAUGACAAACCCUAUUUGGGUUGUGAAAACCAGAAUGUGUUUGCAGUAUUCACAAGAAACUAGUUUACCUCCUUCAAAACACUACAAUGGAAUGGUGGAUGCACUAGUCAAGGUAUAUCGCCACGAGGGAGUGUCUGGAAUGUACAAGGGACUUGUUCCUGGAAUGUUUGGGGUAUCUCAUGGUGCUUUGCAAUUUAUGGCUUAUGAAGAAAUGAAGAAGUUCUAUAUUGGUUAUUAUCAGUUGCCAUAUGAUGAUAAAUUGGGAACUUCGCAAUACUUAUGUUUUGCUGCCUUGUCCAAGUUGUUUGCUGCUAGUGUGACAUAUCCAUAUCAGGUUGUUAGAGCUAGACUACAAGAUCAAUACAAAGAGUACUCUGGUGCAUUGGAAGUUAUCAAAAGGACAUGGAGGUAUGAAGGCUUGCGAGGUUUUUACAAGGGUUUGCCAGCUUACUUCCUCCAUGUGACACCCAACAUUUGUAUCGUCUUCCUCAUUUACGAGAAACUGACACGUGUAUCUGAACCUGAUGAAGAUAUUCUAUGACACUUUAAUAAGCAUAGACAUUUCAAAACAUUUCUUGUAACAUUUUUGAAAUGCUAAGUGUUGAAAACUUGAAAUUUCGUUUCAUAAACCUUGAUGGCAAAACAUGAUUAUGUAGGGCCAUUUGAGAAAGCAUUUCAAAUUCUAAACUCGAGUAGUUUCUAUUAUAAUUUUACUAUACUGCCUCCAUAUGUCAAGUAAGUUACCUAAAGAUAUCAUUUUUAAGCCUCUUUAUUUACCUCUUUUUAAUUGUUGUCAAAAAUGAAUAAAAUUGUAAUUAUUAAGUUAAUGUAAGUGAUUAUUUAGCUAGUUAUGAGCGAACAAAGUGAGUGGUGUAAUGGUUUGACGCUGGUCUUUUACGCCCAAAGGCUCAGGUUCAGUCCUUGCUCCAGUUGGUGGUUUUUCAAGAUGCAGAAAAUUGAGUAUGUGGCAUGUAGAAGAUCCUUCGAGCGCUCGUUUGGCUUAGAGUGUUCUCGGCAAAAUUAAAUUCCUAGAGCAAUUUCGCAUCGAAUAGAGUCCAGGCGCCUCCAUCUGGUGAGGAAACUGGGCUUCAAAAUUCUCGUGGUAAAAGCAUUGGCCGAUAGUGGUCUACAUGAAUGAAUGGAUGCUAUGAAAUAAGUUUUUGUACAACAAUAAAAAAUUACAGUUGAUCUUUUCAGUGCUAACCGAGCUCAUAGAAAUAGUCUUCAGGUUUGAAAUAUUUUUUUUUUAAUUUUUUACUACACAAUACUGUCUUUUUCAAGAAGACUUAUUGUUUGUUCUAUUUCAAUGGACAAUUUUUUUUUUUUGACAUUUCCUUAACAUUCCUUUGUUUUCAUAAAAUUAUUAAGAUUUGGUUCAUACUUAUAUACAUUAUGUAAUGUAUUGGGAUUUAUGAAAUGGUUAAAUACUUUACUCUGGUUGUGCACAACCAAGCUAGAAAUAUAUGAACUAUUUCAUUAAACAUGCUACAUAAUGAUGAAAGCCCUUUUAAAAAUUUGAUAUUGAUAUUGUAAUACUGAAUAGUAUAUCAAAACGAAUUUCUGUUUUUAUAAAAUAAGUUCUUUUUAAUAUGUACCAUGUUAAAUAUUAACUAAGCCCUACAGGCAUUCAGCGCAGUACUUAUUUAUUGAAUAUAAUAUUAAGCAUGUUUUGAUUUGUAGUGCAAUUUGACAAGUGCAUAGAGGGAAAGGGCGGCAAAGUAUAAUAGUUUAUUUCAUUUAUUUACUCAUCUAUAAAUUCAUUUACAUAGUCAUUGAUUUAUUUAUUAAGUAAUUCUUAAACAUUUAUCUAUUAAUUCCUAAUUUGAUAAUUUAUUCAUUCAUUUAUGUAAUCAGUCAUUAAUUCGUUUGCUUUUUAUUCUUUCAUUUGGGGGGGGGGAGGAGGGGGUCAAACUGCAUAGGACAUGAACAAUUCUUUGAAAAGAAUCACUCAAAAAUGCAACUUUUCCCCCAAUUUUAGUCUAAUCCUUUUUCUCAAGUGCAAAAGAAGUAAAUACAGUCAGACCCCGAUUUAAGAAAUUCAUCAGGGCCGAAACUUUUAUACAUUAAAUCAGGGUUAUUCGUAAUAUCGGGGUGUGAAAAUGUUUUAAAAAAUUGAAUUCUAAAACUCCUAAUAAACAACUGCGCAAAAAUAUCCACAAUUAGAAAGUUUACGUUUUUAUCCAGCAUUUCACGACUUAUAACUAGUUAAUUUGAAAUUUUAAACUACUGAGUAAUAGAUGUUUGGACAAUUUCCUUGAUACUUGACUCAAAAUAGUUCUCAUUCGACGUUAAGGAGAGAAAAAAAAUACUGUGUCUUUUGCAGACUGCUGCAUGAGAUAUGUUUUUACAGUUUCCAGGCCGUAUAAAGCAUUGGAAAAAGUAAGUUUUAAUGGGAGUUUCACUAUCUUUUUCUGCAUCGGAAUCACUAUUCGUUGGUUUCCCUCUCGCCCGUCACAAAUUGCAGAUUCCAAAAAAAAAAGUUUUCUGCUUAGGACCAUAUGGAUGUAACAUUUAGAAAACAAUCUAAUAUUUCCUAACUCAAAUUACCAAAAAAAAAAAUAGGGCUGUUAAAAUAAUUUGUUAUUUCGGGGUUUAUUAUUCGAUAAAUAGGAGUUUUUGCUUUCAUUUUAGUUGGGGGAAAAGAAAAAUUCGCUAAAUUGUGAAAUUUCUUAAAUAGAGGUUUGUUAAAUUGGGGUCUGACUGUAUUCAAAAAUUCAACUGUGAAAAUUAAUUAAGACCAAAUCAUUACAGCAUAAGACCGACUGCUCAAAAAAAUGUAAAAAAUACCAUAUUCAAAUUUUCCAUUAGUAGUUUGCAUAAAAAAUAAUAUUGAUUACAAAGCUUAUUGCAGUAAGGCUAGGCUACAAUGUGAAUUUUUAUUGAUAUAAUUCAAAUUAACAAUCAAAAAUCGCAGUGGCGGAAACAAAACCUUUAAAAAAAAUCCCUCUCACAAAAAUGAGAUUUUUUUGUAGAAUCCCGUAAAAGUUGCGUUUUUGAUCGUAAGUGUAACAUUUCAUUUAUUUUUGUUAAACGUCGGUCAGGGUAUGACGAGGGCAAAUUGCCUUUUAUCAGAAAGAUUGACCUUCAGUUUUGAUAUGUUUCAAUAAAUAUCUACCUCACAGCCACACUAAAGUAUGUCCUCACAUUUUUACUACUUUUCGGGAGAGUAAAAAUGUUUGUUUACUGCAUACAAAGGUUGGGAAGCGCUCUCUUAUAAAACUGGUCAAUAAAUAUGUAGGUGUUUUUUUUUCAAACAAAAUUAUGUUGUUACGGCUUAAUGCAGGCUAGGAAUUUAUCCAUAUUCUGACCAUUGAUGAGAUGGAAAGGCUAACAUCCAGUUUAAAGGUGGAAAUGGACGCAACUAUUAGUUUUCAGGGAUACUACCUUUUUUAAAUGAAAUCACCAAAUUUUAGGAGCUCCAACAAUGAAAUAAUGCCCUUACUCUAAUUAUUUAUAACCUAGCAAAUCCCCCCCCCCCUAGAAGUGGGGGGACCUUAUUAUAACCAAUCUUCCUGUGCACGUUCAAAUGCGUAUGUUGAAAUUAAAAUCAUGCCUACUGUGAUAUUAAUGAGAAGAUUAAAAGAUGAUUAGGUGUAUUGUGAUAUAAUAUACUUGUUUGAGAAAAAUAAAAAUGCUGUUUAUAGUGUAAUAUUUAACGGUUAGGUGUUUAUUGAUAUUUAUUGUUACAUAAUUAUUUAUGUGCACAUAACUUGAUUGUUUUGGUUAUAAGAACUAGAGUUGUUUUCCAUCAGAGCUGAUGCUGAAUUGUAUACAGCAAAACAAAUCAUGACAGCUGCUACCCAAGUUCAAUAUAAAAAGAGCAAUGUUGAAAUUUAAAUGCAAAAAGUUGUAGAAUCUGGAUUAUGUGCAUUAAAAAUCAUAAAAGUAUGCAUGCAUAUAUACACCAAAACACCAAAAAUGUGCAAUAAAAUUUAUUUUUUACUCACACUUAGAAAGUUGACACAUCUGAAUUUUA